AUGGAGGGCACGGUAAAGGUGAGUUCACAAGCCAAAGCCAGGGCAGGCGUCCAGGCAGGGGCCGGUGAGGGUCACACAGUUGCGGGGAGCCAGACCGGUUGUGCAAGGCUGGUGGCAGUCGCGCUAGGACGUCGUGAGGCAGUCGCAGAGCCCGCGGUCGUCGCGCUGGGCGAUCGGGCAGCUUCGGGGCCGGCGGACAGCGUCUGCCGGGCACAAAUCUUGGGCUCGGGCGGUGGGCUCGUCCCAAGAUACACAGGCCCGAAACGGGCAAGCCAGCCCACAGCGGGCGACGGAGCGGCUGAGCCUCCGUUGGCAGCAGGUAGCGGCAGCGACACGGGGCGCACGAUGAGCACAAUAACAGGCGACGACAAGCCGCGGCGGGCGGUGCGGGUGGAUGGCGUGCGCACGCGCUCGUACGCUCAGAUGGUGCAGGCGAGGCAGCAGCGAUGGCGCGGCGAUGCGACGAGGGCGAUUCGGUCAGGGCGAGAAGGCCUCACCGGUCCCUCGCAAAUGGUCGCAAAUGCGGGGCGUGGGGGAAGGGGCUAUCUAUGGCGUUGA
Gaeumannomyces tritici R3-111a-1 is the source of this 558-nucleotide messenger RNA. RefSeq lists its product as hypothetical. The transcript is spliced from 3 exons. The record is from RefSeq and is a predicted model, not a curated record. The coding region runs from base 1 to 558 and encodes 185 amino acids. Lineage: Eukaryota; Fungi; Ascomycota; Sordariomycetes; Magnaporthales; Magnaporthaceae.